Gadus chalcogrammus (walleye pollock) is the source of this 4188-nucleotide messenger RNA. RefSeq names its product apoptosis antagonizing transcription factor (gene aatf). Bases 57 to 1757 code for a protein of 566 amino acids. Gene Ontology annotation, biological process: regulation of transcription by RNA polymerase II. The record is from RefSeq and is a predicted model, not a curated record. The transcript has a single exon. Gene Ontology annotation, cellular component: nucleus; nucleolus. NCBI's taxonomy places the organism in Eukaryota, Metazoa, Chordata, Actinopteri, Gadiformes, Gadidae.
CAGUAAUGACGUCGGCAUCAGCUUCGCGCACACACACGUGUGGUCAAAGUUGAAAGAUGGCUGGUUCGGUUUCCCAGCAGCUUGAGGAAUUGUUAAACCCUUUACCAAAAUUCGCAGACCCCGAGAACGACCAGGACGAUGAGACAAAAGCCCAAGUUGAUGACAGGUUUGACGAAGACGAUCACGAAGAUCACGAAGAUGGGUUUGGCCUUAGCAAUCUGCGAAAGCACAACACAUCUCUGCUGGCUGAGACCGAUCGCCGAUACGUGGGACAGGCAGUAUCUCGUAAACAACUGCUUAAGGAGAUGGGUCAAUCUGAUGAAGAAGGAGAUGAUAUGUCCGAAACGAAAGGUGAGGACGAUGAUGAUGAUGACCACGACGAAGAGAUCGAAUCCGACGAGUGUGAUGAUAUUGCAUCUGGGGCUGAAAGAGAGACGCAAGAAGAGCAGCUGAUAGGGAAAUCAAAUGGUACAGUCAAAACCCUUGUGUCUAACAAGAAACGUCCAGACUUCGUUUGUGCUGAGGGUGUUGACUUGCACAAGUUAACAGAAGGGAUGGACGAUCUGGGAGCGAGUGACGAUGGGAGUGAUGAUGAUGAUGGUGAUGAUGAUGAUGGAGAGGAAGAUGAUGAUGAUGACUCUGAAGAGGGGACUGAGGAUGAAGACCAGGGCACAGUCAAGACCUUCUCUAAGGAGAAGGUGGACGAGGAAGUUGAGAAGGGCAAAGCAGUGAAGAAUCAGCUCAUCCUGUGGGACCAACUGCUGGAAGGGCGAAUCAAGAUCCAGAAGGCUCUCGCCACGGCCAAUCAGCUUCCACAACCGCUGACGUUCCCAGAGUUUAAAAAGCAGGGCGGUGCAGAGUUUGCUGGGGCGCUGAAGAACAGCCACAAAGCCCUGAAGGCUCUCCAGCGGUCUUUACUGGAGCUGCAGGACCAGCUGCUGCACCAGAACCCCGACACCAGGCCCAUCUCCAUGGGGAAGAGCUAUGGAGCUGCGGCCAAUAGCGACGAUGAGCUCAGCGAGGUGAUGGAGGUGGAACCGGCGGCUGGAUCCGGCGCCCUGAAGCGUAAGCUGGAUGUGGGACAGUACCCGGCCUUCAUGGCCAAACGCUUCGCUGACUUCCAGCCCUACUGCAACGGCACGCUGCAGAAGUGGCACGACAAGACCAGGCUGACCAUGGGCAAGAGCAGCAAGGGCUUUGGCGCCUUCGAGCGCAACAUCGUCACCCAGGUGGAGCAGGUGCUCCUGGACAAGGAGAGGCUGCUGAGGAGAACCCAGACCCGCCGCACCGAGUACAGGGUCCUUGGGAAGAAGGACACGUCGUCCGCCGCGCCCCCCGAAGAGCCGGCCGCACCCCUUGAGGAUAGAGAAGAAGAGGAGCCCGCGGACGAGCAGAUGAUGAAGGCCAACCGGCACCUCAAGGACCUGGACGAGGACAUCUUUGACGACGACGACUUCUACCACCAGCUCCUCAGGGAGCUGAUCGAGCGCAAGACGAGCGCCGCCGACCCCAACGACCAGGUGGCCAUGGGCCGGCAGUGGCUGGCCAUCCAGAAGCUGCGCAGCAAGAUCAAGAAGCGCGUGGACACCAAGGCCAGCAAGGGGCGAAAGGUGCGCUUCACCAUCCACAGCAAGAUGGUGAACUUCAUGGCCCCGGUCGACCACAGCCCCAUGAACGACGAGGCCAGGACCGAGCUGUUCCGCUGUCUGUUUGGCAAAAACUCGCCGCUGGAGGGGUCGCAGGUGGGCGUCAUGUAAAGGAGGUCAAUGUCGAUGAGGCCUUCGGACCCUGGCAACCGCCCGAGACGUCUACCUGGACUAUUAUGGUUCAUAUUCUUGGUACCGAAGAUUAAUGUUUUGUAUGAAUUAUGAGGGAAUGGGAUUGGAUAAAGUCCAUUGCUUUGCAGAUGAGCCGUGUCUUCGGUUAGCAACGUUUCUUUAAUGUGUAUAAGCACAAUAUCUGUUUAACUUUAUAAUAGGCUUUUAAAACCCCAAUAUCUCUGUGUUCUUCUACCAUAAAGUCUCUAUUAUGACAAUGACUUUCUGUUACCAAGUGUAUCACUGCAAAAUAUUCAAUUAUAUACACAAUUGUUAGGAAAUAAAUGUAGUGAUAUUUAGAAAUCUUAAAUUCUGUAGUUUACAAUAUGUAGUUACCCCAAAUAUAACUGUAUAAAAUAGGGAAAGGGGGUCAAAACAAACAUAUACAGAUUCUACUUUGGGAUUCACACUCAAAUCAUGUACUACUGAGACAAGAGGCCAUUCACAAGACCGAAAAAUAGAUUUAUUACCUGAGCAAUUAACAUAAAACUGUACAGAAAGCUAAACAUCUCAAAACAGGCAUCCUUUAUCUGGCUUAUGCGGCAUAACAUGGUUCAAGUUAAACAGUUAGAAAAACAUUGGCUCAUUAAUUGAAACAUUACUUCAUGUAUUUGCAGCCUGAGGAUUGUAUCCCAUUUGUAUCCCAUACUGUUAAACAUAACACAAGGAGGUAACUUUAUUAGACCACAGAGGGAAUGGCCCUUUGUCACACCAGAUGCACAUUUUGGAAUAUCACCAUAAAUAAUGUUAAUCAAAGUAUUUAAAUUCAUGACAAAAUUGGUGAUUCAUGUUUUUUCUUUGGUGUUUUAUCAUGAUACUAAACAUGAUGCAUUUGAAGUGUGAAUUCUUUGUAGGAUGUUAAAUAACAAAUAGACACAACUGAAUUUCAAAACAUUUAAGAGCUGUCCUGUGCUUAGUAAGCUUGCAUUGAUAAUUAUUUGCAGAUCUUCAUCUCAUAAAGCCCUGAAAUUCAGACAGCACUAAACUACAUUGCGUUUUCCUUAGAAAUUUUAGGAUCACUGGCCAACACUUGUUACGCUUUGAGAGCAAGACUAUUACUAUAAAGUGGUUGAGCCCAGUCUUAGACCAAGACUAUUUUAUGUCUCGGCUCAACCAUUCAAGGCAGUCACAUAAGGUAGUUCAGAAAAUAAUAUCAAAAUAAGACGCGUGUUCCCUUUUUCAUCGUCCUUAGUCAGGCAAGAAAGGGACCAUAGCAAAAGAGGUUCUUUAUUUUGCAUCAAGCCCUUCCUGUCGAAGAAUGCAUUGUGGUCAAUGGGGGCGACUGCUGGGCUCAGUGUUUUGCAGGUUCUGAGUCAAUUCAUAGUCCUCCAGGCAGCCAUUGUUCUUCUUGUUUAAACCCCCAUUGAGGAUGUCCUGGAUGUGUUGAACUAUUAGGUUUAUGGCAACUGUAUCGUGAGAAGAAGAGUUUCAUCAGAAUUAAUCGAUUUGGAUUUAAGACAACUUAUUCCUUUAUAACAUGUAUGAUUAUUUUAGGGGGUUUAUAUUCAAUCAUAUCGUUAUUUCCAUUCCAGUGAGUCGAAGAAAUUAUGCUAACCGAGGUUGUCUGCGCCUCUGGGUAUGAUGACGUCAGCGUAUUUCUUGGUCUAAACAGAGGACACGAAAGUUAAUUAUUAUUAAUUCAGUACAUUCAUAGACAGGUGGAUCUAGGCUUGACAGGCCGGGCUAUUCACCGGUAGGCAGAACUCCUCAAAAGCAGGUUUGACGAACAUGAUGUACUGGCUGAGUACGCUCUCCAAGUCCCGUCCUCGUUCACAGAUAUCCCGAAGCACUAGGUGACCACAAAAAAAGUUGGAACAAUACCUGUUAAGAGUAGUUAAAUUCAACUAUUGCAACUUUCCUACAACACAUUUUUAUUAUUUGAAACUGAGGCUGCACAAUAUUUGAAACCAAUAUGGCAAGUGUAGACCUACAGAACAAGGUAUACGAUAGCCAUACUUCAGGUAUAUGAUUUAGUGUAUGUUCAAUCCAAUGAGUGCAUACAUUACUCACAUAGGUCAAGCCAACAAUACUAGUACCAGAGGUAGGAGUUUGAAUCCUACUCAAUGCCAUGUUCUACCAGUUGAGACAGGACCUACUGUGCAGACUCAUAAAAGUAGACUAAAACUAUAUUAAUUUAAUGAUUGUUGUCCCUACAAUGUGAGGUGGUUUGUUGCUCACCUCGGCGUGACAGUCUGGUAUCGGCGUCUGUGUCGACGAACAGCUUCAUUUGGAACAUGUCCCGGAUCUCCUGAGCAUAGAACAUUAGAAUGCCCUCACAAAGCACCACAUCUGCUGGGUACACCGUCACAGUCUCCUCUUUCCUGCACUCAACACGCAUAAGUAAUUUGUUACUUUUUCACAGAAUAAAAGA